AUGUCGUUGGAAGCGCAAUUUCGAAAUCUACAACUAGCACCGUCUUCUAAAUGGUAUCCACGACCCACUGAAAAAUGCAGCGGCGAAUUCUACACCGAAAAACAAAAGUUGCUGGUGAAUUGGUUCCGAUUGGCGAAAAAUUGCACGGGAAAACUGAUUUUCGAGUAUAAAGUGGAGGUUUUGAAGGAGGUUGGCAGGAAAGAAGUUCCAGUGCAGGCGUGAGUUUUUUUGGGGCUGAAAAUGCCACGUGGCUGAAAUUUGACUGAAAAUUGAUGGAAAACGUGGAUUUUCGGGUCCUAGGCUCAAAAAACGUGAAUUUCUGGUUGCUAAGCAGGUUUAGGGCCAAAAAACGUGGAUUUUGGAGUUCUAGGCCAAAAAAAAGUGGAUUUUCUGAUCCUGGGCUCAGAAAAACGAGGAAUUUUGAGUGCUAGGCUCAGAAAAACGUGGAUUUUCUGAUCCUAGGCUCACAAAACGUGGAUUUUUGGUCCUAGGCUCAAAAAACCUGAAUUUUCUGGUUCUAGGCUCAAAAAUUGCGGAUUUUUUGAGUUCUAGGCCAAAAAACGUGGAUUUUUUGGUCCUAGGCUCAAAAAACGUGGAUUUUCUGGUCCUAGGCUAAAAAAACGUGGAUUUUCUGGUCCUAGGCUCAAAAAACGUGGAUUUUUUGGUCCCAGGCCCAAAAAACGUGGAUUUUUUGGUCCUGGGCUCAAAAAACGUGGAUUUUUUUGGUCCAGGGCUCAGAAAAACGUGGAUUUUUGGGUCCUAGUCUCAAAAAUCAUGGAUUUUCUGGUCCCAGGCUCAAAAAAACGUGGAUUUUUAAGUGCUAGGCUCAAAAAUCAUGGAUUUUCUGGUCUUAGGCUCAAAAAUUGCGGGUUUUUGGUCCCAGGCUGAGAAAACGUGGAUUUUUUGUCCUAGGCUCAAAAAUUGCGGAUUUUUUGGUCCUAGGCUCAGCAAAACGUGGAUAUUUGGUCCUAGGCUCAAAAAAUCUGAAAUUUUUGCUAUUUAGACCCAAAAAAACGUGAAUUUUCCAGCUCUAGACUUAUCCCAACUCAAAAAAUACCAAACAUUUUCAGAAAAAAUCGCGUCAAACUCUUCUGGACACUCUGCCGAAACGGCGAUUUCCCCGUGCAAAAAUUGGUCUACGAUGAUUUCGAGACUGUGUACAGUCAUGAGCAAUUUCCCCAGGAGAAGUAUGUGUAUAAGAUGAAAAAUGUGCCGGAGGCUGGAAAUUCGAGAAGACCUGAUGUCUAUGUGCUCAAAAUCUCCUACCUCAACAAUUUCAAGCUCGGAUUUUCGCGCAGAAAUCCAGAAGCCGAUGACGAGAUCGCAAAUCGCUCGCAAAAAUUCCUCAAAUGCCUGUUCACCCAGAAAUUCCGCUACUCGCCAAGCGACGCCGAAAAUCCGGCGUUCUUCCGCGAUUUCACCAAUGAUCGAAAUUCGAUCAUUCACAUUCCGACUAUUGAUUUGAGGCCGAAAUUCGAGGUGGCACCGGGAAUUGGCGCGUGGAUGGGUAUUUAUUUUGCGGUUAGGGAGACCGAUAAAUAUGAACCGGUGUUGAAUUUUGGAUGUGAGUUGGGGGGCCUGGGAUUAGGCCUAGGGAGGCCUAGGCUCAUUUCGACUCUUGGUCUACACUCGCGCAGAGCGCUCGGAAAGCCUAGGCCUGGUUUUGAUGAAAUUUGACCUAAAAUUCGAUUUUUAACCUAAAUUUGAUGAAAAUCAAGAAAAUUCCAAUUUUUUCUAUUUUUGCUCACAUUUUUUUGUUUGGUUCUUCAAAAUGAAAAAAGUAUAACAAUUUUUGGCCAUUUUUGAAAUUUUUCAGUGAAAAUGUUGAUUUUUUUGACCAAAAAUUGCGAAAAUUGCUGAAAAUCCCUAAAAUUACUAUUUUUCUAUUAUAAAACUAAAAAAAAACAGAAAAUUUUUGAUGAAUAGCCAAAAUUAAAGAGAAUAAUGGAAUUUGUGAUUUUUGAUUGAAUUUUUGCAGUAAAAAUGGAUUUUUAGCUGGAAAUACUGAAAAUUUGAUGAAAAAUCUGAAAAUUCUUAUUCUUAGACCUGAAAUUUGAUGAAAAAUUGAGAAAUUCAGCUCACAAGACUAGAUUUUCAUGAAACAUCCAAAUUUCUGGUCAAAAAUCUGACAAAUUGGGUCCCAAAACUAGAUUUUUAUGUUAAAUCUUACUUGCAAGCUAAAAAUUCAGAAUUUUUGCUUCUAGACCGAAAAUAACACAAAAAUGGCCAGAAGUGAUGUUUUUAGCUUGAAAAUGGCCAAAAAUUCUGUUUUAAGCCUGAAAAUGUCCAAAAAUCCUGUUUUCAAGCUAAAAUUUCUGAAUUUUCACUUCUAGACCUUAAAAAUCAUGAAAAAUUCAAUUUUUUUGUGAAAAAUCGAUAAAAUUCGCACCAUUCAGAGAAGCCUGUUAAACAAAUAUGCCACGUGGCAAGGCUCGAGCGCUCUGCGCGAGUGUAAACCGCAAGCUUCCGCGUAGCGGCUAGGCCUAUAUUCCGCGAGUCCGCCAGCUUCCGCGUCGCCUUCCGCACCCCCAAAAAUCCCGUUUUUUGCAGUGGUCCACAAGCUCUUCUACAGUAUUCCUCGAAUGAAUCUUCUCGACUACAUGCUCAUUUUAAUCGACGAAAAAACCCAUCAAAAUGAUGAGCUCCGUGAAAAUUACAAGCUGAAAAUCCAGAAAAACGAAUUUGGAAUGAGCCAAACACAACGAGAUCGAGCACGACAUUUGCUCAAAGACCUGCGGUUGAAAGCGGAAAAUGUUCCGGAUAGGCAUCAGAAAUUUGUGGAGCGGCAUGUUAGUUUUAUCGAGUUUACCGAGCAAAUUGCGCAGAAUUAUGUGCUCCGCGAGAUUCACGGAACUCCGACGAUGCUCGAGUAUUAUGCACAUUUCAGGUUGGUGCGCGGAAGCUUGCGGAAGGCCGCUUCGCGGAAUUUUCCGCCUACAGAGCGCUCGAGAUCAAGUUUUGAUAGACCUAAGCCUAGGCGUUGCCGCUUCGCGGUAGCUUGCGGUUUACACUUGCGCAGAGCGCUCGAGGCUUCUAGAACUGGGCGUGGCCGCUACGCGGAAGAUAGUGCCGCUUCGCGGAAGCUUGCGGAAAACAAAAAUAGCAAGUGCGCUCUAAUGAGAAGCCCCAAUUUUUGGAGAAAAAUUCAAAUUUUCAGGUUGAAAAAUAGCAACUGCGCUCUAAUGAGAACCUCCAGUUUUUGGAGAAAAAUUCAAAUUUUCCGAUGAAAAAUAGCAUAAGCUGGAGAAAAAUUCAAAUUUUCCACCAAAAAGGCAACUGCGCUCUAAUAAGAAUCCCCAAAAAUUCAAAUUUUCAUCUCGGAAAAGCAACUGCGCUCUAAUGAGAACCUCCAAUUUUUGGAGAAAAAUUCAAAUUUUCUGGUUGAAAAAUAGCAUGUGCGCUCUAAUGAGAAGCCCCAAAAAUCCUCAAAAAAUUCAAAUUUUUCGCAGACUUCCGCUUCGAUUUCCCGCCUUUCCGCUUGCCCUCUGCAAAUCCGGAAAAAAAGAGCUCCUACUUCCGAUCGAGAUCUUAUUCAUCCACGAAACCGGCCAACGCUUCAAAAAUCAUCUCGACUUCAAUAUGCGCACACAAUUUGUCCGUGGAGCAACUUUGCCACCGCAAGAGCACAAAAAGAGCAUUGAGGCGAUGUUGGAGAAGUUUGAUUUUGGUCCGGAAGGCGGCGCGGAUCUUCCGCUUCCGCUUCCGCACUUCCUACGCAGUUUCGAUGUGUCGCCAAAAUUGGAAAUGAUCGAAUGCGUGGGCAAAGUGCUCAAAGAGCCCCAACUUGUCAAUCGCGAAAAUCAGCGGAUCGAAAUGACGCAAGACGUGCGCGGUUUCCGCGAGAAGGUGCUCAAUAUUGUUCCGCGCGGCAAACUCGCCGUCGGAUUGAUUGUUUUACGCGAAGACGGAAAGGAGGCGGCAUGUGUGAAUGAGAGGGAUUUGCAAGAGUUCUAUACGCUUCUCAUGGAUGUUUGUAUUGAAAGAGGAUUGCCGAUUGAGGAGAAUGAAAAUCGCGGAAAUCGAUCGCUUUUUAGAGGUAGGCGGAAUGGGACGCGGAAGGGUGCGGAAUAGAAUAUUUUUGGCUUCUAGACCUCAAAAUUUUAGGAUUUUUGAGGCUAAUCUGAGCAAUCCUAUGAAAUGUUUGGAUUUUUUGAGGAUAAUAUGAGCAAUCUUAUGAAAUUUCUAGAUUUUUAAAGCUAAUCUGAGCAAUCCUAUGAAAAUUUUGGAUUUUUGAGAGUAAUAUGAGCAAUCCUAUGAAAUUUUUGAGUUUUCAAAGCUAAUCUGAGCAAUCAUAUGAAAGUUUUGAAUUUUCGAAGCUAAUCUGAGCAAUCCUAUGAAAUUUUUGGAUUUUUGAGGCUAAUCUGAGCAAUUCAAUGAAAAUUUUGGAUUUUUGAGGAUAAUAUGAGCAAUCCUAUGAAAUUUUUACAUUUUUAAGGCUAAUCUGAGCAAUUCUAUGAAAUUUUUGAAUUUUUAUAGCUAAUCUGAGCAAUCCUAUGAAAUUUUAAGAUUUUUAAAGCUAUUCUGAGAAAUCCUAUGAAAUUUUUGAAUUUUUGAGGCUAAUCUGAGCAAUCUUUUAAAAUUUUUGGAUUUUUGAGGAUAAUCUGAGCAAUCCUAUGAAAUUUUUGUUGGAAAAAAUAAUUCUGGAAAAAAAUCAUUUCAAACAACGUUUUUUCAGCCAAAAAAACAGGAAAAAAGAAAUUUUUGAAAAAAAAAAUCAAUAGUUGUCCGAGAGAAAUACACAAAUGUGUGUUUGGUUUUCUCGGCCACGGCCACCACAUUUUUUCAUUGUUUUUUUCAAAAUGUUCGGUUUUUCAUGCGAAAAACACGUUUUGAAAUAAGAAUUACAUUAAAAUUUUAUAUUUUCUUGAGAAAAUGUGAAAAUUAUUGAUUUUUCAACCUAUUUUCCAGUUUUCUCCAAUGUCGCCUGCUUCAAUGGUCCCGAAAACUUCCAAACCGCAAUUCACCACACAAUUCAUCAAUUCAAUCAACUCCCCGAGCCCGAAAAAGCCCAAAAAAGCCUAUUUUUCCUGAUUAUCCACAAAAAAUCCUACGAAGCUUAUGGAAGAAUCAAAUUCAUAUGUGAUACUGAAAUCGGUGUGGCAAAUCAGGUUAUUGAUGAGACUACGGUUAGAAAAGCGAUCCGGGAAGCCCAGGAAGGGCCUGAAAGCGGCCUGAAAGCCUCCAAGAAGAUCUUUUAUAAUAUAGCACUGAAAAUCAAUGCGAAAUUGGGCGGAGUGAAUCAGGAAAUUGGGUUUAGCGAGGAUUUUGAGAUGAGUCCUGAGGAAAAAGAAAAACGAGAAAAAGAGCCGCUGAUUAUGUAUGUUGGAAUUGAUGUGACUCAUCCCACAGAGGGAAGUGGUAUUGAUUUUUCGAUUGCUGGAAUUGUGGCGAGUAUUAAUCGAGGAGCGACGAGGUUUGGGAGGUUUUGGGGUGUUUUUGAGCCAAAAAUCGUGAAUUUUGAGCAUUUUUCAGUUGAAAAUCAUGAAUUUCGAGCAUUUUUCAGCUGAAAAUCGUGAAUUUUGAGCAUUUUGAAAUGUAAAUCGUGAAUUUCGAGCAAUGUUAAGCUGAAAAUCCUGAAUUUUGAACAUUUUGAGCUGAAAAUCAUGAAUUUUGAGCAUUUUCAGCUGAAAUUCAUGAAUUUUGAGCAUUUUCAGCUGAAAAUCAUGAAUUUUGAGCAUUUUCAGCUGAAAUUCAUGAAUUUUGAGCAUUUUCAGCUGAAAAUCGUGAAUUUUAAGCUGAAAAUCAUGAAUUUUGAGCAUUUUCAAAUGAAAGUCAUGAAUUUUGAGCCUAAAAACGUGAAUUUUCAGCAAUUUCAAGUGAAAAUGCUCAAUUUGAGUAUCCAUUGCUCAGGUUAGGUGAAGUUUGUUCAUUUUAAGUCAAAAUUGCUAAAAUUUAGUAUCCAUUGCUCAAGUUAAGUCGAAAUUUCUCAUUUUUCAAUUGACAUUUCUAAAAAUGGCUCGGAUUGCUCAUGUUAACUGAAAAAUGCUCAAUUUUUAGCGUCAAUUGCUGAUUUUAAGUAAAAAUUGCUCAUGUUAGGUGAAAAUUGCUCAGUUUUCAAUUUAAAUGUUCAAUAUUGAGCCAAAACAAAAUUUUGAACGCUUUUUUAGUUUAAUAUGAGUAAUCCUAUGAAAUUUUUGGAUUUUUUAAAGCUAAUCUGAGAAAUCCUUUGAUUUUUGUGUAAAAAAUGAUCUUUUUGACUAUAAUAUGAGCAAUCUUCUGAAAUUUUAGGGUUUUUGAGGCUAAUAUGAGCGAGUCUAUCAAAUUUUCUACUAAUUUUUGUUCGAAUUCAAAACUUGAAUUUUGCAGAUACAUCCCAGCAGUUGUGGCUCAAAUGGAAAAGAAUCCGGACGUGCGGAAAGCGGAAAAAGGCCAGCCAAAUCUGAAAAAAUCGCGAGAAAUCACGGAUAUUUUGGAGGGAAAAUUUGUGGCAAUCCUACAGAAAUUUGCCGAAACAAAUCGAAAUCGAUUACCCGACAAAAUUGUGAUUUUAAGAGAUGGAAUUUCGGACUCGGAAAUGCUCGAAAAUGCACAUUUCGAGCUGAAAUCGCUGCGAAAUGAGGUGGCGAUUUUUAUGGGAAAUCGAGAAAAUUCCACGGAAAAGGAGCCGGAAUAUACGUAUAUUGUGGUGCAAAAACGGCAUAAGACGAGAUUUUAUCGGGUUUCGGAAGAGAAUUUGGAGAAGAGCACCGGGUAAGGGUUUUGAGGCCUGAAAAGCCUAGAAAAUGGGCCUUUAAAAGCCUGGAAAAUAUGCUCCCAACUGCUUAUUUAAAGGCUAUGAAAAUAGGCCUUAAAAUAGGCCUUAAAUAGGCCCAUGAAAAAAAUAGGCCUUAAAACUAGCAAGAAAUGGGCCUAGAAAGCCUAGAAAAUGGGCCUUUAAAAGCCUGGAAAAUGAGUCUUUAAAAAUGAGUCGUAAACCUUUGAAUCUCUUUGAUUUUGGCCUCAAAAGGCUAGGAAAAGGGGCCUUAGAAGCCUAUUUAAAGAUUCCUUAAAAAUUAGCACUAAAAGGGCCCAAAAAGCCUAGAAAAAUAGGCUUGAAAAUGUGGGGAAUAGGCUCUCCAAAGCUUAUUUAAAGGCUUCUAAAAGCCCAGGAAAGGCUUCUAAAAGCCCAGGAAAAUAGGCCUUAAAAUCAGCACUAAAAGGGCCCAAAAAGCCUAGAAAAUGGGCCUGAAAAGCCCUAAAAGCCUAUUUUCUACCCUAAAACCCACUUUUUCCAGAAUUCUCAACCCAAAAUCCGGUACGGUAGCCGACAAGACUGUAGUCUCACCCUACAAAUUCGAUUUUUGGCUAACUUCCCAACAUGGAGCACUGGGAACUUCGAGACCCGGACACUAUACUGUACUUUUUGAUAAUUCCGGAAUGACCAAGGAUCAGGUUUAUGUGAGUUUUUUCGGAGCAUUUUGAGCCAAAAAUCGUAAAAUUUGGAGCAUUUUGAGCUGAAACUCAGGAUUUUUGACAAAUUUUGGAGCGAAAAUCAGCAUUUUUGGCAUACAGUACCUCUGGAUUACUGUACCUCAUUUUGUAGGGAAUUUCAAGAGCUACAAAUUGAUUCCAAAUUUGACACCAAUACUACAGUACUCCUGGAUUACUGUAGCUCAUUUUGUGGAGAAUUUCAAGAGCUAAAAAUUGAUUCUAAAAUUUGACGCCAAAACUACAGUACCCCUGGAUUACUGUAUCUCAUUUUAUAGAGAAUUUCAAGAGCUACAAAUUGAUUCCAAAUUUGACACCAAAACUACAGUACUCUUGGAUUACUGUACCUCAUUUCGCAGAGUAUUUCAAGAGCUAUAAAAUUAACCAAAAUUUGACGCCAAAACUACAGUACUCCUGGAUUACUGUAACUCAGUUUGUAGAGAAUUUUAAGAGCUACAAAUUGAUUUUAAAUUCGGCCUCAGAAACUACAGUACUCCUGGAUUACUGUAGCUCAUUUUGUAGAGAAUUUCAAGAGCUACAAAACUACAGUACUCCUGGAUUACUGUAGGUCUCCAAAAAACAUCCAAAUUUCACCAAAAAAACUCGAUUUUUGCUCAGAAUUUUGCGAUUUUUUCAAAUUUCUCACCCAAAAUCCACCAAAAAUCCCAAAUUUUUUGCAGAAAAUGUGCUACGAACUGUCAUUUCUCUCGGCCCGUUGUCGAAAACCCAUCUCAAUUCCGGCUCCAAUCCACUACGCACAUUUGACGUGCGAAAAAGCCAAAGAAAUCUUCAAGGCCACCAAAAAAGGCCUGGCGAGACCCGAAAAAGAGCGAAUGAUGAUUGAGCAAGUCUUGCAACCCAACCGCUGUUAUCCCGGAAUGUCGUUUGUGUAA
Molecule: messenger RNA, 8300 nt
Organism: Caenorhabditis angaria
Lineage: Eukaryota; Metazoa; Nematoda; Chromadorea; Rhabditida; Rhabditidae
Source: the annotation of a GenBank genome assembly